Sebastes umbrosus (honeycomb rockfish) is the source of this 2150-nucleotide messenger RNA. RefSeq lists its product as uncharacterized. The record is from RefSeq and is a predicted model, not a curated record. NCBI's taxonomy places the organism in Eukaryota, Metazoa, Chordata, Actinopteri, Perciformes, Sebastidae. Bases 543 to 1946 code for a protein of 467 amino acids. The transcript is spliced from 11 exons.
AACUUCAGUUCCUCAUUUUACUAUCCCCUGUCAAGUUGAGCACAGGACGUCUGAUAUUACAGUAACAAUGAUCAGAUGUUGCUCGUAUCUCUUAAGAGCACAGUAUCUUUACAUAUCUGCUAAUGUAUUUGUAUUUGUUUACACCCCAAGUAUGCACGGGUGUUUAAAAAAUCUCUUUUAGUAAAAACCUGCAUGUUGUUUGGUUUCAAUUUCCAUUUCAGCAAUAGUCCUGCCAGUUUAGAAAAAACAACAAGUAAAAAAACAAUAAGAAAAACAAUAAGAAAGCAACUGCAAAAACUUUUAUUUUUCUAAACCAGAGAGCCAAAACAGUGUUAGAUGUGAUCUAAAUAUACAUUAUCACACAUACUGGGGCUUAACUGCUGCAAAGUGCAAGUGUGUUUCUGUGGCCUGUCUGUCAUUGUGAUUCAUCUAUGAUGCUCACUGUGGUUUUCCUGAGAACGUGUUCUGCAAAAUGACACUCUCUGUAAAAGUUCACACAGUCAGACACAGAAGUGUUGCCUUUAAAGGGUUCUUGGACAUUCAUGUUAUUCAGCUUCAUCAUGGCCGGACGCCUGCUGUUACUCGUCCUCAUGUAUUCCUUUUCCAAGAUGAAAGCAGAAGCUCUUCUUCAACCUAAACUGACAGUGAAUCCACCGGUGAUCUGGGAGACAGAAACAGUCACUCUGGACUGUCAGACUCCAUCAUCUGUUAAUGUGUCUCCGUGUUAUUUUCGUGUUGUAAGAGGAGGACCUGGCAAAAGCUUCCCUUGUCUUCAGACACUGACGGGAACUGAGCUGCUUUUGCUGGUAAAUCAGAGUUCACCUGCUGAGGUUAAAGUGACGUGUUUUUACCUUGUAAUAACUUCAUCUCCUGACAGUGAUGCGUCCUCCAUCAUCAUUCGACCAUCUCUUCCACCUAAACUGACAGUGAAUCCACCGGUGAUCAACGAGACAGACUCAGUCACACUGAUCUGUCAGACGCCAUCAUCUGUUCCUGUGUAUCAGUGUAAUUUCUACACUUUAGGUGGAGGAACUGUCAAUAGCUUUUCAUGUCGUCAGACACUGACGGGAACUAAGCUGCUUUCGUUGGCACGUCAGAGUUCAUCUGCUGAGGUUGAAGUGACGUGUUUUUACACUGUAAAGCUUGGAGAGAAAAUGUAUCCGUCUCCACACAGUGACACAUCCUCCAUCACCAUACGCAUUCAAAAACCACAGAUGAGUCUUACACAUUUUCAAGGUGACCAGGUUCUCUUUGCUUGCACUCUGCCUGGAUCUGCUAAUCAUGAUACGAGCUGUAACCUGUACUUUGGAGAAGCAAGUGAUCCAGUUACAACAACAACCAUAAAGAGGAAAAGGAGCUCAAACAAUCAGUGGUUCUGCCAGUUUUAUGUCACAAUUGAUGACUUGCUGAGACGUCUACGUGUAGUUCAACAAAGCGAUGCCAGCUGUGACUACAGUUUGGGAAGUGAACCAAACUCUUUGUCUCCUCGUAGUGAUGGAUACAGCUUGACUGAUAUUGUGGAAAAAGAGUCCCGCAUGACGCAGACUAUGCCGACAUCUACCAUGACCACAGCAGGUCUGACUGUUAGCAGACCUCAUGCUCCCGCUCCUGUAACUCCUGUAACAUCAGGUCUGACUGUUAGCAGGCCUCUUGCUUCUACUCUGGUAACUCCUGUAAAACGAACAUCAGGUUGGACUAUUGGUACGCCAAGUAGCACUGGUAGUUUUAUCUCUACUUCCCUAACAUCAGUGAAACCAGCAUCAGAUACUAGUAUGACUCCUACGAAUCCAGAAUCUACCGGUGAAAUGACAGCAAAAACGUGGAUAUUGAAGUAUGUAGCAGUUGCGGUUGGUUGUGGAGUAACUGUGGGCGCCGUCUGGCUGGUUUCUGCAUUUUUCUGCAACAAAAGAAGAACUGGUGAGAACUAUGUUGAUUUGUUUGUCUAAUGAAGUCAGAAUCUGUUUUUUAUGUGGGUGUUCACACAUACUGUUCUCUGAAUAUCAGUGUGGUUUCACAUUGUUUUCAAUUAAAGACAGUUUACAUUAGUUUCUGGUGGCAAAAUGUAAAAGAAUGACUGCUACAUCCAGUAUCCCUGUUUAUUAGGGAAUAUUGAAGCUUCCUGAUAUCAAUAAUCACUGGUUAUAUAUUUU